UCAAGUUAACUACAAUGUCUUCACCAAUAGGAACCAUCGUUUUCAGCACCAUUGGAAGAGCCCAAUAUGGUUUUGAUGUUUUCUACACAAACCUCAAGAACCACUCCAACCAUGAUCACUGCCUCACCGAUGGUAUAUCAAUAAACUUCAACGCCCAAUUCACUGAUGAUGAUCAAAAAACCAUUGUGUUUGUCUCUGAAAGAACUGGGUCACCACGUUUUUAUCUAAGCAAACUAGGAAAUGAACCUGAACUUCUACCUUCUCCUCUCAACGCUGUCUUCCUAGAUCGUCCAACCAUAAGAAACGGUAAACUCUAUUUCGUUUCAACGCAUGAACAGCCAAAUGAGCUUUUCAAAAGCUGGACAGCAGUUUAUUCGACUGCGAUCAACAGCGCCGGCACAAGCACUUUCACUAGGCUUACACCUUACGGUGUUGUUGAUUAUAGUCCAGCCGUUUCUCUCACCGGAAGUUUAAUCGCGGUUGCUUCCUACGGAACUCGUCGAUGGAACGGCGAAAUUAGAGAGCUUGAAACGGAGAUAGUAGUGUUUGAGGAAUCUGUCCCGGAGAACCGUGUUGUGGUGAGCGAACGCGGUGGUUGGCCGACGUGGUUGGGUGAUUCAACAUUGUUCUUCCACAAAAUCGCCGAAGACGGUUGGUGGAGCAUCUUUCGGAUUGACUUACCGGACACCAAUCUAAAUGGAUUUCCAGUUCCAUCGGUUCGCGUUACGCCGCCUGGUUUACAUUGUUUCACUCCCGUCGCAAUGCACGAUGGUAAUCACAUCGCUCUCGCAACUCGCCGGAGAGAAAGUGAUUUCCGUCACAUCGAGAUUUUCAAUCUCGAGACACAAACAUUCCAAAAAAUAACAGAAACAAUAAACCCUAAUUUUCACCACUAUAAUCCAUUUAUCUCCCGUGAUUCUUGUUACCUCGGUUACCACCGAUUCAGAGGCGAGUCAAGUCAAGGUGAGUCAACAUACCCACAUCUCGACCCUGUGAAGUCUCUGGAUCCUAACAUACAGUUACUUAGACUAAACGGUUCAUUUCCUAGCUUCUCACCGAAUGGUGAUUUCAUCGCGUUUAACCACGGUUUUGAUGUUAGAAACAAUAGUGGUGUCAAGAUAAUCAAAUCCAACGGUUCUAAACGCUGGAACUUAAUAAAGGGAAGAAUGUGUUUUGGUCACGCGUGGAGCGCAACUGAGAAGAACAUUAUAUACACAACUAUAGGUCCAAUUUUCCAAUUGGUUUCUAAAACGGUUCAAAUUGCACGUAUCGAGUUUGACUCGGUUCAUCUCACUAACGAUCAGGAAGAGAUUCCGUAUACGUUGAAGAUUCUCACAAAAGAUGAUAGUGGAAACAACGCGUUUCCAUCAUGUUCACCAGAUGGAAAAUUUGUCGUGUUUCGAUCUGGUAGGUCGGGGUUUAAAAACUUAUACAUAGUUGAUGCAGUUAAUGGAGAGUUUGAUGGUGGCUUAAGGAGAUUAACAGAAGGGGAAUGGAUUGAUACAAUGCCGUGUUGGUCACCAAAGGGUGAUUUGAUAGCAUUCUCAUCGAAUAGGCAUGAUGGUGGCAAUAGUCAGGCUUUUGGGAUUUAUGUGGUAAGGGUUGAUGGGAGUGGUUUGAGGAGAGUUGAGGUAGGGAAGGGUGUGGAUGGUGAAAGGGAGAUGUUGAAUCAUGUUCGUUUUAGUGGUGAUGGGGAGUGGUUGUUGUUUACCGGUAAUUUGGUUGGUCUGACGGCAGAGCCGGCGUCGAUACCAAAUCAGUAUCAACCAUAUGGAGAUUUGUUUGUGGUGAAAUUGGAUGGGAGUGGAUUGAGGAGGCUGACAUGUAAUGCGUAUGAAAAUGGAACACCGGCGUGGCAUUAUGGGGAUUUGUUGUUGUCUAAUGAUGAUGAUGAUGAUGAUGAUGAUGAUGAUGGUGAUGCUUGUGAUUGGGAUAAGUUGAAAGGUGCAUUUGAAGAAUCGCUAUGGAUUACGACGAGUGACAAUUGACUAUGAUACCAGUGUUUGAUCAUAAUGAAUGGUUGACAUAACCAAGUUGGUUAUGUACAAAAUCAUUUGAUGUUUGAGGAAUG
This is a messenger RNA of Medicago truncatula (barrel medic), 2071 nucleotides long. RefSeq lists its product as uncharacterized. Lineage: Eukaryota; Viridiplantae; Streptophyta; Magnoliopsida; Fabales; Fabaceae. The coding region runs from base 15 to 1988 and encodes 657 amino acids. The record is from RefSeq and is a predicted model, not a curated record. The transcript has a single exon.